AUCGUCUCUCUCUCUCCUCCCACCGCGCGGAGGGAGGACCCGGGAGCGCAGCCAGCUGCUGAUCCACUGACACACACUCACACACACACUCUCACACACACUCGCAGCAGCAGCAAGACGCACGGCUACUCCGCUCCCACCGCAGACAUGAGUCAGACGUCAGACCUGGAGAACGCCAUCAACACUCUGGUCAGCCAGUUCCACUCUGCUUCAGGGAACAACAGCGGCACUCUGAACCCCAGCGAGUUCAAAGGCCUGGUGUCCUCACAGCUGCCCAACCUGAUGAAGGGUGUGAACCUGGAGCACGGCCUGGGAGACAUCCUGCGGAAGAUGGGCGUGGGCGAGGGCGAGGGCAUCUCCUUCAGCCACUUCUGGAGCCUCAUCCAGUCGCUAGCCGGCUCGCAGUUCGGCAGCAUGAGCGGCGGCCAGAGGGGCUGCUCCUGCAUCCUCCUGUAAGGAGCGGCGUGCCCGGUGUGUGUGUGUGUCUGUGUGUGUGUGUGUGUGUGUGUGUGUGUGUGUGUGUGUGUGUGUGUGUGUGUGUGUGUGUGUGUGUGUGUGUGUGUGUGUGUGUGGGGAGGGGGGGGGGAAUGAUCUGACUAAAACACCACAGUGUGCACGCCGCUCUCCUCAUCACAUGUCAGACAGAAUACAAAGGUACAAAGUCUAAUUGGCCUCAGUGAGAAAUGACCCCGACCACACAGGCUCCAUAUCGCCGUUCUACCCAGCAUCCUUUGCAGCAGCUCAGAUUCAGACUGGUGUGCCCUUCGACCCCGCGCCCUGGCCGGACCGGGAGCGUCUGGCGGUGGCGUGGACGGGACUGGGCCGGCGGUUAGCUCGCUAACGGCAGCAGCGGUCUCUGUAGCGCAACGCGCCGGCGUCACGGCGUCACGGCGGCGCGGCGGACCUCUUCGAGGCUCGAGGCCGUCCUGGAUGGAGGAACCGUUCCGCUGGGGUGUUUCUGACCAACAGCACCCCUCUGUGGCCAUUUGGGGGAGUUACCGUCUGAAUGGAGCUGCUGCAAAGCGACGCUGAGCCCCCCCAUGUCCAGACGUGCCUCUGAAAUGACCGGGUGUGGGAUUUCACAGCUUUCACAGCUGCAUUUCUAACCACUUAAAGCUCAAUGAAACAUUGGAUUCCAUUAAUCGAGGCGCAGCCAUAAAAAAUGAAGAUGCUUUUUUGUUUUUUGUUUUUUGUAGAAAAACAAUAAAACCAGAUCCUGUGGUGUUUUCUUUAAUUCCUUCCUUAUCAAUGACCCCAGCUGCUUAUUUACCCGCCAAGGCUUUGGAUUAUCUAUAGAAAUACUGCUUCAUCAGCGCUGCUAGUAAAAAGGCUAAUUCAUCAAGAGCAUCUGCAGCCACACAUCUGUGAUGUUAAAAUCUCAUUCUGAAUGUUACGGUGGCUGUUGAGCUGUUUAUGCUGUUCUAGAAAUGCUUAACCUUCCAUGCUGCUUUUGCUCCCUACAUGUUUAUCAGUGACGAACCGUGUCUCGUCCUGCGGUCCUUCACACCAGCAAACCGCCACCCUGUCGUUCCGCUUUUUUAUGUAUUUAUAUUUUGUAACUCUCUGUAUUCUGUCCUGUGGCCCCGUUGCAAAGGGAUUUAAUAAAAAGUGUAGAGGGAGUUCCG
This is a messenger RNA of Salarias fasciatus (jewelled blenny), 1625 nucleotides long. Its product is annotated as protein S100-A14-like. Lineage: Eukaryota; Metazoa; Chordata; Actinopteri; Blenniiformes; Blenniidae. The transcript is spliced from 3 exons. Bases 148 to 456 code for a protein of 102 amino acids. The record is from RefSeq and is a predicted model, not a curated record.